UUAAUUGGACUUUUAUCUACUUGUCAAACAUCCUAGUCUAUUACAGACUGUAAAGCAUCAUGAAUAACAACCGGUCGAAGUGUGUUCGAUUUCUGUCCCGUAACGCACUAAUUAUAAGUGUGUUAAUUGGUGUGGCGGUGGGGUUUGCCUUCGGUUUUGGACUGCGACCUUUAGAACCAUCCACUGAUGCCCUUACUUGGAUUGGUCUACCCGGAGAGAUUUACAUGCGUCUGCUGAAGAUGACGAUUCUUCCUCUAAUUGUGUCCAGUAUUAUUAUAGGAACAGCCUCAAUGAACGCUAGAACUAACGGACGUCUGGGUGCCGUCAGUUUCUGCUACAUCCUGGUGACUGCAGCUGUAGGGGCUGUCAUUGCCAUCAUCCUCUUCUUUCUCAUGCAGCCGGGGAAGCACGUCAAUCUGUCAAGGUCUGAAGACAACAAUCCCGUACAGAGCAACAUAGAAACCAGUGACAUGUUUGCUGACAUGAUCAGGAAUUUAUUCCCUGAUAAUGUUGUCACAGCUUGUUUUCAAAAGACCCAAACGAAGUAUACACGCAUCACUCGCACGUUGGUUAUAAACGGUACAAAUAGCACCAUCACAGAGGUGCAGAAAGCUCUGUCCUCUACGAGUGGAGCAAACAUUCUGGGUCUUAUCAUUGCGUGCCUGAUGUUUGGUAUUACGGCCAGUAAACUAGAGGACAGAGCCGAACCUUUCAUCACGUUCUUUGAGACCAUCUAUAUUUUAGUUGCCCAUCUGUUGAAUUGGAUCAUAUGGUUGACUCCUGUAGGGGUGGCAAGCCUCAUUACCACCGCCCUACUGAAAGCUUCCGACAUAGAAAGUGUGUUCACCAGUAUGGGGAUGUUUGUUCUAGCACACUCUAUCGGCAUCGCUUUCCAUCAGCUGGUCCUUAUUCCACUCGCAUACUUCAUCACCACCAGAAAGAAUCCGCUAUAUUUCUUGUGGUAUUGCUUGAGAUCUUGGUUGACUGUUUUUGGUCCUGCAAGCUCCGUUAUAGGUAUACCAGAAAUGUUAAAAACUUUGGAUGAAAAUCUUCACGUGGACACGAGGGUUUCAAACUUUUUCCUUCCUGUUGGGGCGUCACUAGAGCGAUGUGGUAGCUGUAUGUUUAUCUGUCUGUCCGCUCUUUUCUUGGCACAACUAGAUGGGAUGACAAUAGAUACGUCCAUAGUGGUCGUCAUCGGUCUUCUCGCCACGGCUGGGUCCCUGGCCACGCCCCCUGUCCCCAGCGCCAGCGUGGUGUCUAUUCUAGUGGUUCUUUCCUCUAUAGACAUCCAAGUUCAUAACGUGGGCCUCCUCAUGGCGCUAGAGUGGUACAAUGAUCGAAUUCGAUGUACAAGCAAUACUCUGACAAUCAUCUUGGGAGCAGUGAUGGUGGAGAGACUCUGCAAGACACGUCUUAACUCAGACCAGGAACUGGAUAGUUAUAAGAACACACAGGAGAGACCGCUCUACGACUCAGAAAUACGUGUCUUGGUGAACAAGGACAAGUCUUUAGAGAAUUGAUUCUGUGUAUUUAUGUUGUCAAAUAGCGAUAAAAUGGAGCUCAAACCGGUAAAAUGACACUUUUAAAGAAAUACAGGAGUAACCGAUCUAUGGCU
Magallana angulata is the source of this 1618-nucleotide messenger RNA. Its product is annotated as excitatory amino acid transporter 2-like. Gene Ontology annotation, biological process: L-glutamate transmembrane transport. NCBI's taxonomy places the organism in Eukaryota, Metazoa, Mollusca, Bivalvia, Ostreida, Ostreidae. Gene Ontology annotation, molecular function: neutral L-amino acid transmembrane transporter activity; glutamate:sodium symporter activity; L-glutamate transmembrane transporter activity. The coding region runs from base 60 to 1523 and encodes 487 amino acids. The record is from RefSeq and is a predicted model, not a curated record. Gene Ontology annotation, cellular component: plasma membrane. The transcript has 11 exons.